AGCAGCCACAACUUCCUGUCCUUCGCCCACUUCCGGGUGGUUCAUGCGCAUGUCUGUUUCCAGAUAGUUCGCUGUCGUCCAAAACAAACCAAACGUUUUUUGUUAAGCGCUCCUUGUCCAGGCUCUCUUUGGUGUCCUGACUAAGCUACAGUCAUGGUCUGCAUUCCUUGCAUCGUCAUUCCUGUCCUGUUGUGGGUCUACAAGAGGUUCCUGGAGCCAAUCAUCUAUCCUUUCAUUUCUCCAUUCAUCAACACAUUCUGGACCAAGAAAGCAGUGCAGGAGUCUGAUACAAAUGAGAGUGGAAAAUCAAAUGGAAUUCAAAAGUCUGAACUUAAUGGUGCAGCAACUGCGAAUGGAUCCACUAUAGAAGGAAACAAGAAGAUGGACUGACAGAAUGGAUUCAUGUCUUUAAGAAUGUGUAAAUAUUUAAUCAGAUAAAUUUAGUCAUUGUGCUGAUAUUUAUAGCUGAUAUUUAACUCAUCCAUCAUCUUAAAUGGCACUAAACAAUUUCACCAUUUCCUUCUUAUUUCUGAAACGGGUUUAACAUUUGUUUUUAUCAUAAAUGAUGACAUUUUCCACCAUCUGUGAAUUCAAUAAAGUAAUU
Molecule: messenger RNA, 604 nt
Organism: Synchiropus splendidus (mandarinfish)
Lineage: Eukaryota; Metazoa; Chordata; Actinopteri; Syngnathiformes; Callionymidae
Gene: c21h18orf32
Product: UPF0729 protein C18orf32 homolog
Exons: 3
Coding region: 154-390 (78 amino acids)
Biological process (GO): positive regulation of canonical NF-kappaB signal transduction
Source: RefSeq, a predicted model, not a curated record